AUCGCAAUUCCCUACAAUACCUAGGAAUCCUGGUCGAUAAACUUGCAUAUUUUGGACUUGUGAAUGCCAAGGAAAUCGUGUAAUUCUACUAAUUAAUUACGAUGAUAAUUUACUCUGAAAUAUUUCUCUGGUUUUCAAUUACAUACCUUCCUAAAGAUGUUCAUAUAUAUAUAUAUGGAAACUAUCAUGUCAAGAACUUCUAUUUAAAGUUCCAACCCCUACUUGGGCGUACAUGCAUUUGUGUGUCUCUAGAGACGGAGAGAAUCAUGGGCUGCGGCAAGUCGAAGAGCAAGGAUUCAGUUGUGCACCAAAAGAAUGUCCUCACAAGUUGCAGCACGACGCGUAGUAAAGGCGGCAAGAACGGUGCGCCGGAGAAAGAGAUGCCUUGUGCAAUUCCGGCAAGAGAGGAGUACGACACAAAGAAACCAAUUCCGGGAAAAGAAAAGCUUAUCACAGUGAAGAAAUCUGGUUUAGAUGGUGAUGAAACUUAUUAUUCAGCAGAGGAAGAACCUGAAGCAGAGGGAAAGUGAAACAAAACAUUAUUUUACCAUAUUAAUGCAUUUGAUUAUGUAAAAUUCGAAUGUUGUUAGGUAACGUAGAUGUGAU
Messenger RNA from Alnus glutinosa, 606 nucleotides. RefSeq lists its product as uncharacterized. The transcript has 2 exons. The record is from RefSeq and is a predicted model, not a curated record. Lineage: Eukaryota; Viridiplantae; Streptophyta; Magnoliopsida; Fagales; Betulaceae. Bases 102 to 530 code for a protein of 142 amino acids.